CCUCGCCAGGCCCUGGCACUUCUAAUGGUCUCACCCGGAGGCGAGAGAGGAGGACAGAGGCCCUGCUGCUCCUGCUGCCUCCCUGGUCUCCAGAGAACAAAUCCUAGACCCACAGCAGGACCCACAGCAGGUCAGACACGGCACAAUGGCACUGAACACUCAGAUCCGGGCUGCCUGCCUCCUGAUUCUCCUCAUCUCUAGCCUGACCAGUGGCACCAUUCUCCAGCAACGGACAGAGCAGCGGGCAGACCUCCAGCCCCAGCACACAGCUGAAGCCACAGCCGGCUUGAAGCCCGUGUUCCAGAGGCUCAGGAAGCGAGACACCCACUUACCCAUCUGCAUUUUCUGCUGUAAAUGCUGUAACUUGAAAUCAAAUUGUGGGAUAUGCUGCAAGGUCUAAGAGACACCC
Messenger RNA from Castor canadensis (American beaver), 409 nucleotides. It is a transcript of the gene Hamp, whose product is annotated as hepcidin antimicrobial peptide. The record is from RefSeq and is a predicted model, not a curated record. Gene Ontology annotation, biological process: intracellular iron ion homeostasis; negative regulation of iron ion transmembrane transport; defense response to bacterium. NCBI's taxonomy places the organism in Eukaryota, Metazoa, Chordata, Mammalia, Rodentia, Castoridae. Gene Ontology annotation, cellular component: extracellular region.